Messenger RNA from Cucumis sativus (cucumber), 2620 nucleotides. RefSeq names its product probable amino-acid acetyltransferase NAGS2, chloroplastic. The transcript has 10 exons. NCBI's taxonomy places the organism in Eukaryota, Viridiplantae, Streptophyta, Magnoliopsida, Cucurbitales, Cucurbitaceae. The record is from RefSeq and is a predicted model, not a curated record. Gene Ontology annotation, biological process: L-arginine biosynthetic process. Gene Ontology annotation, cellular component: cytoplasm. The coding region runs from base 419 to 2278 and encodes 619 amino acids. Gene Ontology annotation, molecular function: L-glutamate N-acetyltransferase activity, acting on acetyl-CoA as donor.
UUUACAAGUUGAGUAGUGUAGGAUUUAGACAGGCUUCCGUUUUGUCGCUCUAUCUUGGCUUGAUAUAUUCUUGCGUAUCUCAUCGGCUCUUCGUUGCUUGAGGGGCUUUAUGAUAAGUAUUAGAAAAAAACAGUGAAUGACAAAGGCCAAGUGUUGAACUAAGCUUUCGGUCUCAUCACCACAGUUUCGUUUAGUCGCGUCUUCCUUUCUAUUUCCAUGACUCGAAACAAAUCCGAUAGCGAUAGCCACCAUCUCAAAAGAAUUGGGUUCAGCCCAUUUAAAGCUUCGUGGCCCAAAAGGCCCAAGAUUCUACAACCCUUUUCUCCGUGGUCGGCGGCUCCGCAAUGGCUUUUAUAAGUUGGAAGUUUGAAACCUCCAAAAUUCUAUUUUGUCACUUUCUUGCCUCGCUUCGUCUGCCAUGUCUGCCUCCCUUUCAAGCUCUCAGCUUUAUUUACAGACAAGCCGAGGAUUUCCUUCUAAAAAUGUCCCUUAUAGCCGUAGUUUCCAAAAUGGGAAGGCAAUGUUUAAGUUCAAUAAGUUAGAAUUGCGGGACAAGGGAUUGAAGAAAGUAGGGGAAAGCUCGAGAAGGUUCAAUCUAUUCAACUACGGAAAUGGGGACGUGGAGGAAGAGGAAGAGGAUUACAAUUCUGUGGAGGAUAAGCAGUUUGUGCGUUGGUUUAGGGAGGCUUGGCCUUACUUAUGGGCACAUAGAGGAGGCACUUUCGUUGUGAUGAUUUCUGGGGAAAUUGUUUCUAGCUCUUACUUAGAUCUUAUUCUAAAGGACAUUGCUUUUCUUCAUCAUCUUGGAAUCAGAUUCAUUCUCGUUCCAGGGACCCACGUUUUAAUUGACAAACUUUUGGCGGAGAGAGGAAGCAAGCCGAAUUUUGUUGGUCAAUACAGGGUUACUGAUAGCCAAUCUCUAGCAGCUGCAAUGGAAGCGGCUGGAGGUAUCCGGGUGAUGAUUGAGGCAAAGCUUUCACCCGGACCUUCUAUCUGCAAUAUCCGUAGACAUGGAGACAGCAGACGUUGGCAUGAAGUUGGUGUAAGCGUUGUUAGUGGCAACUUUCUUGCUGCUAAGAGAAGGGGAGUUGUUGAUGGUGUUGAUUAUGGGGCAACGGGUGAAGUUAAGAAAGUAGACGUAGCUCGCAUGCGUGAGAGGCUUGAUGGUGGUUGUAUAGUUAUAUUGAGCAACCUUGGUUAUUCUAGUUCUGGCGAAGUUCUGAAUUGCAAUACAUAUGAGGUUGCAACAGCUUGUGCCUUGGCUAUUGGAGCUGACAAGCUUAUAUGCAUCAUUGAUGGUCCCAUUCUAGAUGAAGCUGGACGCCAUAUUAGUUUUCUAACUCUUCAAGAAGCAGACAUGUUAAUUCGUGAAAGGGCUAAGCAAUGUGAGAUUGCUGCAAAUUAUGUGAAAGUUGUUGGUAAGGAAGAUUUCACUCGGUAUAAUGAUUCAAAUGGGAGUAUUCAUCUGCAGAAUGGAAAGGCUUCUUUGGAAGCUCAUACUCCAUUCCAGAAUGGGGUGGGUUUUGGCCCUCAUCAUAUGCCAGUAUUCCAAAACGGAGUUGGUUUUGGUCAUGGAACCGGGCUUUGGUCUUCGGAACAGGGGUUUCCCAUUGGAGGUGAGCGGAAUAGCCAUAUGAAUGGUUACCUCUCAGAAUUGGCUGCUGCAGCUUUUGUUUGCCGGGGUGGUGUUCAAAGAGUGCAUUUGCUAGAUGGCACUAUUGGAGGAGUUUUAUUGCUUGAAUUGUUUAAGAGAGAUGGAAUGGGCACUAUGGUAGCCAGUGAUCUUUACGAGGGAACACGAAUGGCCAGAGUGUCUGAUCUUCGUGGAAUUAGACAAAUUAUACUACCUUUAGAAAUGGCUGGUACCUUAGUUCGUAGAAGUGAUGAAGAGCUACUUGAAUCAUUGGACUCGUUUGUUGUUGUUGAGAGAGAAGGUCAAAUCAUUGCAUGUGCAGCUCUCUUCCCCUUCUUUGAAGAGAGAUGUGGAGAGAUUGCUGCCAUUGCAGUUUCUGCCGAGUGCCGAGGACAAGGACAAGGCGACAAAUUGCUUGAUUACAUGGAAAAGAAGGCUGCCUCACUUGGACUGGAUAGGCUCUUUCUGUUGACAACCCGAACGGCGGACUGGUUUGUGAGGCGUGGUUUCUCAGAAUGUUCAUUUGAAUCAAUACCUGAAAAGAGGAGAAGUAAGAUAAAUCUAUCCAGAAAUUCAAAGUACUACAUGAAGAAGCUGUUGCCAGAUAGGAACAGGAUUGGUAGCGUCGAUAGAGCUUUUGCUUGAGGAUUGACGGAGCAUUGAAGAAGCAGCAUUUCAUUCUAUAUGGUUGGUCAGGGAGGAAAAAAAUAUGCCCUGACCAUAUAAGAAAGCAAAAUUUCCUCUUGGUUCUCACUGUUCUUGUUUUAUUCUGUAUCAAUGUCAGUCGUCACCAUGUCUUACCAUAUGGGUGAUCUAUGUAUUCGUUUACCAAGACAUGUAUAUAUGCUGCUGAAAAGAAGAUCAUAGGUCUCCUUAAAAAAUUUUGAUUGUCUACAUCAUAUUUAUGCUUUGGCAAAUGAAUUAUAUAUAUAAGUGCCUUUUUUAGUAAUAAAAUAAUGGGUGAAAGAGUCAAGAAGGGUUCCCAUA